CACUGGCAGCCAGUGGCCGAAACAAAAAUUACGAAAUCCGUUCGUAAUGCCUUUAUCGCUAUAGGGUGCUAAAACCGGAACCGGAAGUAAGGCUUGUAGCAGGAACGAAAACAAGGAAAUCACUUCCUGGAUCUUAGCUGAAUUUGACUAGUUUACUGUCUUUUCAUAAAGCAUUAGGAGCGAUGUAGCCAGCAGUUUUUUCCUUUAUGCGAAGGAUUCCGGUGUGGUAAAAGACACUCGCAGACCCCAGCCGGCGGCCUUUGCAGCCAGUAAUACUGGAGGUGCCUCCCACAGCCAUGCCUGAGCACACAGAUACCAGCUUGCCCCCGGAGGAGCGGGUACGCGCCCUCACUAAGAAGGGCAGCGUCGUGGAUGUGAACGAUGCUGUACCGCCUCGCCGCUACUUCCGAUCGGGCAUGGAGAUGAUCCGGAUGGCCAGUGUCUACACGGAGGAGGGCAACACUGAGCAUGCCUUCGUACUCUACAACAAGUACAUUACGCUCUUCAUUGAGAAGCUUCCUAAACAUCGGGAUUAUAAAACGGCCAACAUUCCAGAGAGGAAAGAGACUAUUAGGAAACUCAAGGAGAUAGCCUUUCCACAGGCUGAACAGCUGAAGAAGGGGCUUUUAAAGCAAUACGAGAAGGAAUAUGCUGAAUAUUUGCUUAAAAAGAAAGCAGAAGAGGAGGUCCUGGAGCGUGAGUUCUCUAAGCAGCGGGAGCUGGAGGCAGAGAGGAGGCGCGUGGCCGAGAUGCAGCAGCGCCAGCGCGAGCAGGAGCAGUUCAGCGCCUUCGAGGAGAUGAUCCGCCGGCAGGAGCUGGAGAAGGAGCGCCUGCGUAUCAUGCACGAGUUCAGCACCCCCAGCGCGCCCCCGUUUGAUGGGCCCCUCGUGCCCGGCGUCCUGGGGCCUCCUCAACCCUUCAUCUCCAGCCCAACCCAGAGCCCUGGGGGUACCCCAGCCAACACGAGUCCCUCUGUCCCCCAAACACUGCCCCCUGCCUUCGACCGCGCCCUCAAGCCGGUAGCUCUGGUCAGCCCCGGGAACAGUGUCAUGGUGGAUGGUCUGAGGCAGCUGUCUGUGCCUUCGGAGCUCUGCCACAAAUUCCUGAAGUUGGCGGAUGCCAAUACAUCGCGGGGCGUGGAGACCUGUGGCAUCCUCUGUGGCAAGCUGACACAGAAUGCCUUCACUGUGACCCAUGUCAUUGUGCCCAAGCAGUGUGGGGGACCUGACUACUGCGACACAGAGAAUGAGGAGGAGCUCUUUUUGAUCCAGGAUCAGUAUGACCUCAUCACCUUGGGUUGGAUCCAUACACAUCCCACCCAGACGGCAUUCCUGUCCAGCGUAGACCUUCACACCCACUGCUCCUACCAGAUCAUGCUGCCAGAAUCCAUCGCCAUUGUGUGCUCCCCGAAGUUCAAUGAGACGGGAUACUUCAGGCUGACUGAUUAUGGGAUGGAUGAGAUCUCAUCCUGUAAACAGAAGGGCUUCCACCCACAUCCCAAGGAACCUCCACUAUUUUCUGCUGGAGGCCACGUCACCAUUACAGACAGCAAAGUGACUGUUCUGGACCUGCGGUGAUGCCCUCCUGCACGUCCCUCUGAAGAGCUUGCCUUCUCUCCAUUUAGACCCAUCAAUGACAGCGAUGCUGUCUCCCUUUUCCAAACAACCCAGCUUUAUUUUCCCUGCUUUAACAGUCUUGGCCAAGUAUUUAUAUCUUGUUGAAACAAUUCUGUGGGAACUACAGCUCAGACCCGGACUUUCUGAAUAGACUCCAGUCCUGGUAUUAACACACAUUGCCUUUUAUUGUUGUCUCAGAUGUAUGCAGUAAACAUUCUCACAAGAUCCACAGAAUGUGACUUAAAGUGAUUGCACUUAAUUUUCCAUUAUUCCACUCACUGGUUGUGUCUUGCCUCUCAGUAAUGAACUUGUGAUCAUUUCUGAAUGUUUCUUCCCUGUCAGACUUGGCUUGAGUGGCAGACAUUCUCUCCUUGAGGCAAGUGCAUGUCCUUAGUAUAUUUUCCACAUUUAGAGAUGUCCUUGAGACUGUUGUGCUUUCUGGUACUCUAACUGAAAGUUAACAAGAAACACUUUGUACCCUGCAAGGUUACAUUUUUGACAUGGCGUAUAUGCAAAUAGAUACAGUAAAGAUCCAUUUUUAAAUACUGCUCACAUUGCAAAGGAAACAUUAAGUGUUCUUAGACUAAAGCGAGUUGUAUGUUGUGUACAAUUCCAUUAUGACAUCAACCUAUGGUUUUUGAUGUGGCACAUUCAGAUUCUAAUGAUUAAUAUAGUCUUAGUGCCAGCAUUGCCAGGACUGCUAAUGAUGUCGAACUGGAAAAAGAAACAGCAGCUUUGUACAAUACCUUUGUUUAAGGUGAAGUCUUUCUCAUACUUCUUUUUUUUUUAAUUACAGCUUAGAUACAUGUAUUCUGUACAUAUGUGAGAUGCUUGAAUUCCCUAACUUCUUGGGUGGAUGGAACUAUUCUAUUUUGCUACCUCCAUGAUCUUAGUACAAAAUGGGAGCUGAACUUGCAGUUCUUUGUGGUUAAGAGUGAAAUUGUCUAUUUCGCACCUUUUGACUUUAUGGAAACCAAGAAUAUCAAUAAAUAACAGACACCAUGAAGAAAACCUGACCCAAAAAAUUGCUAAUGAACAUAGAGGAUCAGCCAUAUUUAUAUAUUAUUUAAAAACUGCUAUAUAUUUUUAUAACAGUGUGGACAAGGUAUUGUGAGUUAUAUAAAAGGAGAUUUUUGUGUCAUUAUAAUAAUUUCUUUGAGGCAUAUGACCCCAAUAAUCUUCUCAAUGAAUGGUUGUGUCCAUAGUGACAGACAUAGCACUUAUUAAAGUGGGUCAAAUGAGGCAAACAAGACUGAUUACCAAUAUGUGAAACCAUAGGUUUCCGCUGUUACUGCUAAUUCUGUUCUGAUGAGGUUUUAAACCUUGUCCUCUUAGAUGUAUUUCGCAAAAUAACUUAUUGAAUUACAAGACUUGCUAUCAGUUAAUUUUGCUAUGUCAAACUGUACAAGGCAAAAUGAUCUGAAUCUGAGUGCUUCAUGUCUGCACGUCGGAACACGAUUAACUGGUAUCACUGAUUGUGUGGUGUAUGUCCACUGUUUUGGCAAUCUGCAUAUUUAUUCAACUGACAUUUAGAUAAGUAGAAUGAAUCAUGAAAUUAUGUUUUCGAAAAUUUCAACUAAUAUUUUACCUUAAUAUUUCUUUUUUUCCUUUCACCCAGAACCAUUAAUUUUUUUAUUACACUUUUAAAGAGAUUAAAUCUCUCAGUGUCGUCAUAAAAGUGACUUUUCUGUCCUCCUUUCCAUUAUUUUCUGUGUUUUUAUGUAAGCUGGCAUAUUAACUUCCUCCAUAAAACGGGAAGUUGUCAAAUAUAUCACAUGUGAUACCUGGUACCUUGUGAUGAGGCGUAACAUGAUAUUGUGAUUGUCAAUAAAUGUAACUGGAGCAAAACAUGAACAUCUU
Molecule: messenger RNA, 3476 nt
Organism: Brienomyrus brachyistius
Lineage: Eukaryota; Metazoa; Chordata; Actinopteri; Osteoglossiformes; Mormyridae
Gene: stambpb
Product: STAM binding protein b
Exons: 10
Coding region: 297-1577 (426 amino acids)
Biological process (GO): protein K63-linked deubiquitination
Cellular component (GO): cleavage furrow; endosome
Molecular function (GO): metal-dependent deubiquitinase activity; protein binding; K63-linked deubiquitinase activity
Source: RefSeq, a predicted model, not a curated record